Aspergillus campestris IBT 28561 is the source of this 2516-nucleotide messenger RNA. RefSeq names its product terpene cyclase/mutase family protein. Gene Ontology annotation, cellular component: lipid droplet. The transcript is spliced from 4 exons. Gene Ontology annotation, biological process: ergosterol biosynthetic process; triterpenoid biosynthetic process. The coding region runs from base 227 to 2434 and encodes 735 amino acids. Lineage: Eukaryota; Fungi; Ascomycota; Eurotiomycetes; Eurotiales; Aspergillaceae. The record is from RefSeq and is a predicted model, not a curated record. Gene Ontology annotation, molecular function: lanosterol synthase activity.
UGAUUCAAUUGAACGGAGUCGUCGAAGGGUGAUCGCUGACGUUUUGAUCUUUUGACAGUCUUUUAUCUUAUACGACUUCUCCCCUAGAUUUGUCUUCCUUCUAGCCGUCUUCUAAAAAGGGCAGAGGUCAAAUAAAGAAAUAAGGUCUAGUCUGGUUCAUACCCUAGGCUCCACUGGUAACAAUCGCAACUUACAACCAUUGUACAUCAUCACCCGACGUCGGAAAAUGACCGGGGAACACAUUGGCCCAUGGCGGACGGCCGUUCAGGGCCAUUUAUCUCCUGAUACAAAUGGGGACGCUCAAACGGACUACUCGCGGUGGAGGUUGCGCGAUGAUCGCGGUCGUCAGACCUGGCAUUACCUCGAGUCGGACGAAGAGAAUGAAGCGUGGGCGCAAACUGUCGCUGAUAAGUAUUUUAUGGGCUUGCCCACCGGACUCCCAGACUUGCCGCCGGCAAAGACGCCGCUGCAAUGCGCGGAGAAUGGCUUGGAGUUCUUCUCCAAGCUUCAGCUCGAGCCCGGAAACUGGGCUUGCGAGUAUGGUGGUCCCAUGUUCCUCCUGCCGGGAGUGCUCAUCACCUAUUAUGUGACCCAUACUCCCAUUCCGCCGGAGUAUGCAACCGAGAUCAAGCGGUAUCUCUUCGCCCGCCAGAACCCGAACGAUGGCGGCUGGGGUCUUCACAUUGAGGCCCACAGCUCGGUCUUCGGAACUGCAAUGAACUACGUUGCUCUGCGCCUGGUCGGCGUCGGUGAAGAUGAUCCGCGCAUGAUCAAGGCCCGUGGGUUGCUCCAUAGCUUUGGCGGCGCCCUCUAUGGACCCCACUGGGCCAAGUUCUGGCUCAGUAUUCUGGGAGUCAUGGAGUGGGACUGCGUCAAUCCUGUACCCCCCGAGAUCUGGCUCCUCCCGGACUGGGUUCCUUUUGCCCCGUGGCGGUGGUGGAUCCACAUGCGCCAGGUUUUCCUGCCCAUGUCAUAUCUCUGGUCCAAGCAGUUCUCCCACCCCUUGGAUUCGUUGACCAAGCAGCUUAGACAAGAACUGUAUACCCAGCCGUACGACUCGAUUGACUUUGCAAGCCAUCGGAAUUCCAUCCACGAGGCUGAUAACUACUACCCGAAAACAUGGCUCCUGAACCUGGCCAACCAGGCCCUGGUCCACCUCUGGAAUCCCUACUUCCGGUUGAACUCCGUGGUCCGCCGCGCGGAGGAGUGGACCUGGGAGUUGAUCCGGAUGGAAGACGAGAAUACCGACUAUGCGGGGCUGGGACCCGUGAGCAACCCGAUGAACAUGAUUGCCUGCUACAUCCAUGACGGUCCCGAUAGCUAUUCGGUCCGUCGUCACCGGGAGCGUCUGAACGACUACAUGUGGAUGAAUAACGAGGGCAUGCUCGUGAACGGCACCAACGGCGUCCAGGUGUGGGACACGGCUUUUAUCACGCAGUGCAUUGUGGUGGCCGGGUUUGCAGACGACCCCAAGUGGCGCCCCAUGCUCACCAAGGCCUUGGAGUUCCUCGAAGAUCACCAGUUGCGCGAGAAUGUGCCGGACCAGGAGAAGUGUUACCGCCAGCACCGGAAGGGCGCCUGGCCGUUCAGCAAUAAAACCCAGGGAUACACCGUGAGCGAUUGCACCGCGGAGGGCUUACGCUCCACCAUUCAGCUGCAGGACAUGCAUGGCUUCCCGCGCCUAAUCUCCUUGGACCGCCUCAAGGACAGCGUGGACUGCUUGCUCCUGAUGCAGAACCCUUCCGGUGGGAUUUCCGAGUACGAGACGAGGAGGGGAUCGCCCAAGAUCGAGUGGUUGAAUGCUGCCGAGGUGUUCGGGGGGAUCAUGAUCAGCUACGACUAUCCCGAGUGCACGACGGCCACCGUCACCGCCCUCUCGCUGUUCAGUCGAUUUUACCCAGACUACCGCGCCGACGAGAUCCGAGCCGCCAAGGACAAGGCCGUAGCGUAUAUCAAACGGGUGCAGAGAGAUGAUGGGAGCUGGUACGGCUCGUGGGGCAUCUGUUUUACCUACGCAGCCAUGUUCGCUCUGGAGAGUCUGACCAGUAUUGGGGAGACGUACGAGACGAGCGACUAUUCCCGCCGGGGCUGCGAGUUCCUUCUAUCUAAGCAGAAGGAGGAUGGCGGCUGGGGAGAGUCCUAUCUCAGCAGCGAGCGACACGUCUACACCCAGCACGAGACAUCCCAAGUGACCCAGACCGCCUGGGCGGCUCUUGCGCUGAUGGAGGCGGGCUACCCGCACAAGGAACCGCUCCGCAAGGCCAUGCAGUUGAUGAUGUCGCGGCAGCAGCCCAACGGUGAAUGGCUGCAGGAGGCCAUUGAGGGGGUGUUCAACCAAUCCUGUAUGAUCUCCUACCCGAACUACAAGCUCUACUGGCCCAUCCGGGCUCUGGGGCUGUACAGUAAGAAGUUUGGCAAUGAUGAGCUGGUCUAGGGGCGCUGGGGGGAUUUCAUAUAUCUAGUAAUGUGUACGUUUUGCAAAGCGCUACAAGUUUAAUGUUAUAAUUCUACAUAAU